AUGAACUUCUCAUUCGGCGAUCUCCCCACCAUCCAGACCCGCAAGGCGUUACUGUUGCUGGAUUUCCAAAAUGACUUUGUUCGGCCCUCCGGGGCGCUUCAUGUCCCCAACACGCCUGAUAUCCUCGAGACCCUGCCUCACCUCGCCGCAGCGUUUCGUCGCGUGGGUGAUGUAGUAUGGGUGCGCUCUCAUUUCGAUACCCUACAAGCCAUUACCGACUGGAAUUUUGGGGAUCGCAUUGUUUUGGCGCGAGAACCCCCGCGCCGGAAGACAUUGCCUUCAUCUGAUGUUAUUGAAGUCGGAUCGGACCGUGAUUCGCCUGAGCCUAUCGAUCCGGAAGCUUUCUUGUCUGCCGAUCCAUCGCGAUGUGUUACGCACCAGACCCCUGGAUAUCAGUUUCCUGCACCGAUCCUCGCCGCCAUCGAUGCCCAGAAAGAUACUGUCAUCGACAAAACAGGAUAUUCUGCCCUGGAGUCGCCUGGUCUGAUCCUGUCGUUUCGAACUCGCUUCGUCACUGAACUAUAUCUAUGUGGGUCACUAUCUAAUGUGUCUGUAUUCGCCACUGCUCUGGAUGCUGUGCGCAAUGGUUUUUCGGUGACUCUGGUAGAAAAUUGUUUGGGUUUCCGUGAUUUCCAACGUCACCAAGAAGCCAUGCGUCGCAUGGCAGAUAUUCUCGGUGCGACAGGUACAACCUCGCAGGAGCUUUCGCAGGAGUUGGAUUGGGACGAGACCGAUGCGAUUGCGCGCCAAGGUGUGUCACGACUGAAGAGACCAGCUAACACAGCUGGCAUUGAGAGUAUCAUGGAUGGACUAGAGGUUUGGACCGCCAAUGAUACCGCAGCAAAAGAAGAGGAUUCACAAGAAGAGGACGACUUCAGUAUUGCCAAGCUUGCUUCUCGUUCCCGCACACAGCGCGGUGCCGCACAGGCACGGGGUCCAACAGAAGAGAAGAAGAAAGUGCGCGCGCGAAUCCGUCGUCCAAAACGACGAGAGCCAACGUCAGAAUCCGGAGUUGGAGCUCGCGUAGAUCUUUCCCAGAAAGAUGCGCCUGCCAGGCCGGCAGAAACACCGAAUACAUCCAAAAGUGACAUCGGAGAAGGCGACUCGCGUAUCGUGCAUAACAUCGAUCUGCCGGAAGAUGCCUUUGAACGCCUCCAGGCGGAGGUGAAAUGGCAGAAGAUGUACCACCUCUCGGGUCUAGUUCCUAGAUUGGUUGCAGUUCAAGGCCAAGCUCAAGCAGAUGGAGCGAUACCUAUUUACCGCCAUCCUGCGGACGAAUCUCCAGCCUUCAGGCCUUUUACACCUGCAGUGGAUGCAGUGCGGGCCACUGUUGAACGCAUCUUGGGCCACCCAUUAAAUCAUGUGCUCAUCCAGCUUUACCGUGAUGGACAGGAUCGCAUCUCAGAGCAUUCAGACAAGACGCUGGAUAUUGUGCGGGGGUCUUUCAUUUGCAAUGUCAGCCUAGGCGCUGAGCGCGUUUUGGUACUUCGGACCAAAGCUUCAGCAUCCAAGCCCGCAGAAGGGGCGGAACCAGGUCGGACCACCCAGCGCGUGCCCCUGCCUCACAAUUCACUCUUCGUUAUGGGGCAAAACACAAACAUGCGUUGGCUUCAUGGAAUCCGGGCAGACAAACGUCCCGAUUCAGCCAAGUCCACUGCCGAGCAGACAUACGGUGGACAGCGUAUCUCCCUUACUUUCCGACAUAUUGGAACAUACAUCGAACCCGCGACCAACAAAAUCUGGGGCCAAGGGGCUGUCGGUAAGACAUCAGAUCAGGCGCGUCCUGUAAUCCAUGCAGAUACCGCUGGAACAGAGCAACUUAUUGCUGCUUUUGGUCAAGAGAACCGUGAUACCGAGUUUAAUUGGGACGCUGUGUAUGGCGAAGGCUUUGAUGUGGUCAACUUUGUGACUCCGUCUACGGCACAAUUGAUACUCAGCGGAGACCCUGUCAUUGACUUGUGUGUACGACUUUCUCUGGGAGAAAACGGUAUUCGAUAUGAGGUCAUCACUGGCCAUCCAGAGAAGGAUAUUCAUAAUGAUCAAGCACCGGCCUUGCCAGUGUACAUUGCUUCCGAUGGGUCUACUGCCGCAGGUGGCUCUUCUAUCCUGAAGCAUUUAGCCCAACGAGUCGAAUCCACACGCCCAGGUGCAGUGUCAUUGGGUGGGGGUGAUUACUUGCCAAUCGUCGACCGAUUUUUGAUGCACUGGCGGGAACAUCGUGCCAAUAAUUCAGAUCAUGCAUUUGACUUCGGCUUUGAAGAUUGGGAACAUGUUCUGGAGGGACAACACUACCUAGGAGGUACAGUGCUCGCUAUCGAUGACUGCUCUCUGUGGCCAGUUUUCCGCGAGAUCAUACAAACACAAGGCAUGUUUGAUUCCCGAUUCCCAAAUUUGAACCAAUACUAUGAAAGAGUUGCCAAACGAGGUAUCGUCCGGUCAAUUCUGGAGGAAUGA
Messenger RNA from Penicillium nucicola, 2454 nucleotides. Its product is annotated as isochorismatase family protein family. The coding region runs from base 1 to 2454 and encodes 817 amino acids. The record is from RefSeq and is a predicted model, not a curated record. Gene Ontology annotation, molecular function: dioxygenase activity. Gene Ontology annotation, biological process: DNA repair; DNA alkylation repair. The transcript has a single exon. Gene Ontology annotation, cellular component: nucleus. Lineage: Eukaryota; Fungi; Ascomycota; Eurotiomycetes; Eurotiales; Aspergillaceae.